Molecule: messenger RNA, 2167 nt
Organism: Menidia menidia (Atlantic silverside)
Lineage: Eukaryota; Metazoa; Chordata; Actinopteri; Atheriniformes; Atherinopsidae
Source: the annotation of a GenBank genome assembly
UCAAUUCAGCCCCAUCUCCACGGUCAGCAAUUUUAACACAAAUAUCCUCAUAAUGGCCGAAGCUGCCGAAGAUUCAAAUGUCUUGAGCGGAACCUCCGAGCUGGCGGAAGAAAAAGAAGACAUGGACGGAGUCUCAUCUCAGGACGAUGAGGGGGACAAAGAGAAGAGAGAAACGAGUGAGGAAGAAGAACCAAAGAGUUUGAUCAACCUCCAAAGAGAUCUGACAGAGUUAGUGACCAACAUCCCGACUGCAGCCGAUGCCAAAAUAGUGCAACAAAGGGCACAACUGGACGAAGCUCGGAGACUCCGACAGCAACGGCUGGAGAACGAUGCUAAAUCCUGCCAGGAACAGUUUGAGCAGAUCUCACGAGGAUGGCCGAUACUCAAUCAGAAGGCGAUCCUACAGGAUCUGCAGAAAGCCUUGACCAGCCAGCAGCAGCUGUGCGAUGCUCUCAUCCAAGACAAGAAAAAACUCAUAAGUGACCUGCAACAGGAACUAAAGCUGAGCGAUGAACACUAUGUGAAGAACUUAAGGACUAACGCAGAAGAGAUUAAUCUGAUGAUCGAGAGGAUGGAAGACCAGAUCAAAAUCCUCACAAAAGCCUACAGAGAGGAGUUGGACCAGAUUGAUAGAGUUCAUGAGCAGGAAUUGGACAUCUUACUUACGAAGGAUAAAACUGAAUGGGAAGAACAGUUGAAGAAGCUUUGGGACUUGGAGAAUAAAAGGCUGAUGGAGAGGACAAAGAAAGUGGAAAACUAUGAAGAAGAAAUUCAUGAUUUGAUGCUGGAGAAUGUCCACAAUCAAAACAUCAUUACAAAUACCAAACUGCAGCAGUCCCAGGCACAAGAUAGGGUCCAUCAACAGGUGAAGGACAACAGCAUGCUCACAAUACUAAAACAAAAAAAAAUAGAGGAAGAAAGACAAAAAAUAAUGAACAGGCUGUCCAAUGUCAACAAAAAGAUCCUCAGUUUGGAGAGAGAAAAGACAAACAUAAAAAGAAUGCACAGCGUAGAAGAGAACAAAUUCAUGAAGCAGAAUCACAGAUUAUCUGAGGAAUACAAACGAUAUGUCCAGAAAUAUGAACAAAUUCAGAUGGAGAUGAAGCACUUUGCAGUUGCUGAUGCCAAAGUCUUUGAGGACAUGUGGCUAAUGAGUGAAGCAGAGGUAAAGCGAUUAGUGGAGAGGGCUUUGGACAUUGAUUCAGUAAUCUGCAAGCAGCACCUCGGCAUAGCCUGGGAGCGACCUCAUAUUCCCUUUCUUGAGCUGAGUGGUCCCAUCCAGCCUCAGAAGCUAACCCCAGGUCUUAGCCGGCCAAUGUCUGAAACUGGGACAAACAGCCAGGAGACGCUAGAAGCUUCAGCUGGACGCAGCAUGGAGGCUGACACUGAGGGCUCAAACGCAGACGUGAGCGAGGAAGGCAGAGCUGUGUUGAGUGAGAGCAGUCCAGGGUGGGAGGAAGGGAAUCCAUCCAGGGAUAUGCAGAAGGAAAUCAUGGAGCUACUGUGUGAUGAAACAGACUUCCUGAUGGAGGAUAAAAUUUUGAAGCUGCUGGCCUCUUUGGACAAGGAGGAGCAGACUGCUGUGAAGCUGGGAUUUCUCUUUAGUUCUUUGGCUAUAGAAGACAAAGAUGAAUCCAAAUUGGCUGAUUUUUUACUGAAGUAUGAGCAAAGGCAGAGAGAACAGAAUGAGGGCUCAUGUACAGGACCCAGUGGCUCUGCAGAAGGAGAUGAGAUAAGCACUGCAUCUGAUUUGACCUCUGAAGUCAUCCAUCGCGACCAUAUUUUGCCUGCUCUAAAAAGUUUCCUUGAGCAGCGCAGGAUGUCCAGGGAGUGCUCAGCCCAUGGACUGUCCAGUACUCGGCUUAAUCAGGCCCGGGACACCUCAGACGAUGCAGCCUACUGGGCCACUAUGGGCGACGUCAUCUCUGAGGACAAAUUCCAGCUGUGGGAUGCUGCAGAGAUCACACUAAACGAAUACCAUGCCGUGCUGACAGAGAUCUCGGAUCUUAUUCCUGAGACUGAGCGUCUGAAGCAGAAGAACACAGAGCUGCGGAUGCAGCUGCAGCAGCGGCUAACCUCAGCGGUCGACUGAAGCUGUGAACAGUAUCAAAGAUGACUUGAACAGCAGGUGUGUGAAAUUGUAUUCAUCUAAAAAUUCAAGGACUCA